AGAGGGUGCUGCGCCCUGUCAGCCUUCCUUUGUGUUGGUUAGGGCCAUUUUUCUCCCCGUCUUUAUUUCCCGGCAAGAUUCUUGCUUUCUCUCGAUCUGCCUCGUUUCAUUCUCUCGCAGCUGCAUCUCUUUGUCUUUGUUCCUAACCUGCCAGGAACCAAACGCACUGCCAUAUCGCUGGAUCUGAGUCUCCCAAUUAUCUGGAGCUUUGGAUGCGCAAGUUGAAGCCAUCACAAUCACAAUUCGCCUUGACUCCCACGGAUUGCAUCUUCUAGCGAUCCUAGGCUUGAUUAAUUGAGCAGAGGAGUGCGCCUUUUAUUGUACCCAUAUUCAGGGCAUUUAUGGGGUCAGCACCAAACUGCAACAUCUAGGUGGAGUUGAAGGCACACCCCAUAUCUGGGACUAAAUGCCUUUCGGAAUGGGAGAAGAUGGCUACGGGCCCGGCGACGGUACAGGUCAACAAACAACAGAGGAAUACUGGGAUUCCAGAACGACAUUGGCGGCGUGGUAUGACUCUCUUACAACAGAGUAUGCGGAUGAGACGACCACGGCCAUGCCGACGGCCACGGACAUGCAAACGACUACAAAACACACAAGACCAGACCAUGGUACAAUGAUGACUAUCACAACGCAGCAAUGGACCACCAUUCCCUCAAUUGACGCAACGACAGGCUCUAUCUCACAAACCACCACCACCACCACCACCACCAGCGAGGCCACAACACAAGCGACAACGAUGUCCUCGAGCACAUCGUCUGCCUCUUCCAACAGUGCAGGUGACGGUGGUAGCAGUAGCGGCAGUAACACCACAGCCAUUGCCAUUGCCGUUCCGGUUGCCGUCGUCGGCGUAGCAAUCAUUGCAGGACUGCUAUUCUUCCUCAUGAGACGGCGUCGUCAGCGAAGUCGCAUUCCCCCGCCCGAUCCCCAAGACAACAUGAGGACGGUCCCUCGACAAGCUGGACCGCAGAACGGAUCCACCUGGGAAUUCGGACCCGCCAGUUCCCACGACGUUCCUUUCUCCGGGCCCAUCCCUGGUCGACCUGUUACACACCACAGCCAAAGUUCCGUGGAUUCAACGCGCCACAUUGACGCGAGUUCCAGCAGCCAGAACCUCACCACCGCAGCCCAAAGCGCACCCGAUGAAGAACCCGCAAUGCAAGAUUACUCGGAGCGCCACGAGGCAAGAAUCUCUAUGCCUGUCAUCAGUCAAAGUAUCCCGGUAUGGCAGGAGCCCCGACACGACCGGCCGACGUCGCCCUUCGACCACCCGCUCGAUGACUCCAUAUCCGAAAUCUCGCAUAUGAGUGAUCCCCGACAAUCUGCUGCGCAUCACAGAGAUCUCGACGAUAUAUCGUCUGUAUCGUCGUUCGAGGAUGACGAACGCCGUCCAGCUAUAAGUCCAUAAUGGGUUAGGGGUUUGGAAUUCAUGAUGUCACGUUUCUUAGCAGGCGUUGUUGUUAUUUUUCAACCAUGGAGUAUACCAGUUGCUCAUGUGAGGAGCAUCACAUGAGUGUUCUAUAUUUCUCGGCAUCAUAUCAGAGUGAUGAUUUGUAAGGGGUAUUUAGUGCAUAAUGAAAUUCAGCUCGUUUUCAUUGCAUCUAUCAUUGCAUCUAUUGCAC
Messenger RNA from Aspergillus heteromorphus CBS 117.55, 1619 nucleotides. RefSeq lists its product as uncharacterized. The coding region runs from base 407 to 1405 and encodes 332 amino acids. The record is from RefSeq and is a predicted model, not a curated record. Lineage: Eukaryota; Fungi; Ascomycota; Eurotiomycetes; Eurotiales; Aspergillaceae. The transcript is spliced from 2 exons.